AAUGCUAAUAAUAAAUUGACAAUGUCACAUCAAAAUAGUAGAAUAAUGACGCGGUAUUUAGCAUUAUUUUGUAAUCUUUUAGCAAUAUAGCUUUGUAGAAGGCAACUGACUUGCAUAAGGCAACCGACUUUAAAUCUUCACUAUGAAAUUGAUAAGAGGGUUGGGUGAUCUUUGGUGACGUCAGCACGGUACAAGAAUUCAAUGUGGGCGGAAUAAGAGGGAUUGGUUUAUUUUAGACCAUCAUAUUUUAAUGAAGUGACGUGGCAAAAUCUAAGCCGCAGAUGUGAGGAAUGUGAAGUGGAGGUGUCAAAAUAUGGAUUUGGGAAUCGGGUUCUACCAAACCUGCAUGUUAACUGUUGGGCAUGGGUUCUGAGUUCUGAAUUUUCUCAUUCUGCAUGAUGUUGGGCUGAGCCCAAAUAACGUUUAUACUUUAUGCACAUAGAAUUUAUUAGUUCUUAAUGGAUUAUGCUUAGAUAAAUCAAUAAUAAUAACCAUUUUCAAAAUCGUUUAAAAUAGGCUCUAAUAGAGACUUAAAGAUGGCUUAAAAGGCCCAUUACUUAUAUUUGGGUGACAGAUAAUAGUCGCAUCUAAUAAUUGCAAUCACCACACAUAUUCUCGGAUAGUAUAUAUAUAUAUCAAAGAAAAUGCGAGCUUCUAGCACCUAACAAUAAUUGUCCCUACCAAUAGUAAUAACUCUUAACAUUUGUUUUCACUAUUACUAUAGCAUUCUCAUGUGUCAUUAGACUCUAGAUUUAGAGGUGAUGAUUUGUGUUUGAGUCAUGUUGAGGCACGAGUAUAAGACUAUAUGUCAACCAUAAUUCAAUAUAUUUAAUUAAACAGGCUAGACCUUCUAAUCGUAAUUUGCUAAUUUCCUAUUAGAUUCGUAAGUUGUGUUAAAAACUGUCAACCCUAAAUGUAGGUUUGGGUUGUGUUGAAGCAUAGGUAUAAUAAGAUUAUAUAAAUCAUCUAUAACACGACCAAUUUAAUUAAAUAGUUCAAACUCCUAAAACUUAAUUUGCUAAUUUUGUGUUAAGUUUAUAUCAAAUUCAUAGAUUGUGUUAAAAUCGCCAGUCCUGCCUAAUUAGAUUGGGAAAAUGCAUGCAUAAGUGGAAAUUUGUCAUGGCCUCUAAUAAAAGUAGUAGAACCAUCUAACAUCUCUCCUAACCAUCCAUUCACCACAAUCUUCUCCAAAUAGAUCUAGAAAUUCACUCCCAACCCAUCAAAUCUAACACUAUUUGUUUCACUUUCCAUAUUUAGGUAAUUAAAACUCCCCCUCUUUGCCCUAUAUAUUCAAAUCCCUCAUAAAUUCUUUUGAAAAACAACAGGCUUUAGGGUUUCAUAUUUGAUGUACAAUUAAAUAAAUCAUUAAAACAACAAAUAAAAAAAUCAAACAUGAAUUCCAAAGCCUCUUGUCUCCUAUCCUUUGCUCUUGAGCUCUUCCUUCUCUUCUCCUCCGCCACCUCCGCCUUCAACAUCACGAAGCUUCUCGGCCGCCACCCAAAUUUAAGCUCCUUCAAUGACUAUCUCACCCAGACUCAAAUCUCCCAACAAAUCAACAGUCGCAAUACAAUCACCGUUCUUGCCAUCGCUAGCAUUUCUGGAAAACCCUUGGACACGAUCAAGAAGAUGUUGAGCGUCCACGUGGUGCUCGACUACAUUGACGUCCAGAAGCUCACCAUGCUGCCCAAAAAGACCACCAUCCUCACCACCUUAUUCCAAUCCAGUGGCGCCGCCGCCAACCAAGAAGGGUUCUUGAACGUUUCGCUCGUCGAUGAGGGUGAGAUCGCUUUUGGGUCCGCCGUGAAGGGUUCCAUUCUCGCCGCCAAGCUUGUUUCGUUGGUGGCGGCUCAGCCGUAUAACAUCUCCGUGCUUCAAAUUACAGCUCCUAUAGUGCCUCUUAGUAUCGAUCAAGCGGCGUCGCCGCCUAAGGCUGCUAAAUCGCCUGCCGCUGCGCCCAAGAAGUCGCCGGCAACGCCUCUGACUCAGGCGCCAUCAAGCACACCGGCUGUCGAAGCUCCUACGCCAUCUCAAGAAGUGGCCGCUAAUGCCCCUGUAGUUCAUUCAAGACAAGGGCUAUACAGGUGAAAGAAGGUUUGGAGAAAACUGUUGCUGGUAUCACAGUGCUGGUCAAUCCUGAUAAGACAUUGAAAGACAAAAACAACUAGAUUGGCCAAUACGUUACAAAAUCAUUAAAGGCGUUGCUCGAGGGAUUAUUUAUCUUCAUGAAGAGUCUCGGCUUAGAAUUAUACAUCGCGAUCUUAAAGCUAGUAAUGUUUUGUUAGAUGAGGAUAUGAAUCCAAAAGUUUCAGACUUUGGCAUGACUAAGAUUUUUGGAAUUGACCAAACUCGAGGAAACACUCAUAGGAUUGCUGGCACAUUGCUUGGAAACUUUGGAGGGAUGGAACACCCUUGGAUUUGGUGGAUCCAACAUUGGGAGACUCUUAUUCGAGAGAUGAAGUCAUUAAAUGUCUUCAUAUUGGCUUACUAUCUAUACAGAAUGAUCCAGUUGAUAGGCCAACAAUAAAAUCCAUUGUUCUCAUGCUAAACAGCUACUUAGUUCCUCUGCCAUCAGCUAAAGAAGUAAAGAACCAGCAUAUUUAUUUAGAAGUGUAGGAGAGCAAAACAUGCAAUCAAAUGAGACAAAGUCAGAUGAAUCUAGAAGCAAAUCACUGCCCAUGUCUGUCGAUGAAGCAUCAUAGUAAGAGUUUAAGAGUCUUUCAGUUGUUUUGCAGUAGGAGUAAGUUGUAAGUCUAUAUAAGUACAGUUUAUGAAUAUAAUUGAUAGAAAGAAGUUUAUUUUCAAAUAUAUAUUUGAAGGAGGUUCAGGUUCACUUUAAGUAGCCUACCCAAAUCUCUUAAUAGUAUGUAAUUAUUGGCUCCUAUAAGACUAUCUCCAUGUUA
This is a messenger RNA of Corylus avellana, 2900 nucleotides long. The record is from RefSeq and is a predicted model, not a curated record. Lineage: Eukaryota; Viridiplantae; Streptophyta; Magnoliopsida; Fagales; Betulaceae.